CUUUGGACCGCUUCUGCUUCCUCUGGCCUUUCUACCCCCCUCGAGGUAAGAACGUGGAAUGAGUUUCGUAUUUAAAGGUCACCGGCUUACCUCAAUUACACCACAUGUUGUAAGCAUUGGAACCAAAGCCUACAAGAUUUACCAAAGAAAAGUAAUUGCCGCGAAUAUGUCUUUCCAAAGAAACGGGGGUGGCUAUCGAGGGGGGAACAAAUUUGAAGAUCGCAGGGGGGGCAAAAACUUCCGGGGAAGAGAUGACCAACUUGGAGGUGGACUAAGGAAACCAGCUUGGGAUAUGAGUACGCUUUCCCCAAUAGCAAAGGAUUUUUAUGUCCCACACCCUAAUGUGGCAAACAGGAAUAAAUUUGAAGUGGAUGAUUAUAGACGAUCAAAGGAAAUAACAGUGAAGGGUAUUGAUGUCCCAAAUCCCAUUCAGUAUUUCGAGGAGUCAAAUUUUCCUGAUUAUGUGAUGGAAAGUAUUAGGAUGCAGAAUUUCUCCGAACCUACAGCUAUUCAAGCUCAAGGAUGGCCAAUCGCAAUGAGUGGGAAGAACAUGGUAGGAAUUGCAAGAACUGGUUCAGGAAAGACGUUGGCAUACAUCCUUCCAGCUGUUAUACACAUAAGUAAUCAAGAACAACUAGCACGUGGAGAUGGUCCCAUUGCUCUUAUUCUAGCACCAACCAGAGAACUAGCCCAACAGAUUCAAACUGUUGCAACAAAUUUUGGGGGCAGUGCUUUCAUAAGGAAUGCAUGCAUUUUUGGUGGUGCUCCAAAACAUCCACAGGAACGUGCUCUUCAACGUGGUGUUGAAAUUGCAAUUGCGACCCCUGGACGUUUGAUUGACUUCCUCGAACGUGGGACUACAAACCUCAGACGUUGCACAUACCUUGUUCUUGAUGAGGCAGAUAGAAUGCUGGAUAUGGGAUUUGAGCCGCAGAUUCGCAAGAUUGUUCAGCAAAUCAGGCCUGAUCGCCAGACCCUCAUGUGGUCAGCAACGUGGCCUAAAGAGGUGCGGAAAAUGGCAGAAGAUUUCCUAAAAGACUACAUUCAGAUCAAUGUAGGAUCUCUUGAACUUUGUGCAAAUCAUAAUAUUGAACAGAUUGUGGAUGUUUGCCAGGAACAUGAGAAAGAAAAUAAGUUGUGCCGUAUCUUACAAGAAAUUUCUAAUGAAAGUGAGAACAAAACCAUAAUUUUCGUGUCGACAAAAAAGAAAGCAGAAAACAUAGCAUACAAUAUAAGAAAAUAUGGGUUUGAAGCUGUUUGCAUGCAUGGGGAUAAGUCACAACAAGAAAGAGACUACAUUUUAAAAGAUUUCCGCAAUGGAAGAGCGUGUAUCCUUGUUGCUACUGAUGUUGCUGCACGUGGUCUAGAUGUUGAUGGGAUAAAAUUUGUAAUCAACUACGACUUUCCUAACUCAUCGGAGGACUAUAUACACAGAAUUGGACGAACUGGUCGCAGUCAGUCAACGGGAACAUCAUAUGCGUUUUUCACAGCUAAAGAUAGUCGUCAAGCUCGUGACUUGAUAUCGGUUCUUAAAGAAGCGAAUCAAGAAAUCAACCCUAAAUUAGCUGAGAUGGCACAGUUUGGAGGAUGGAAAGGAGGCAACAACAAGUGGGGCUACAGCCGGGGGCGUGAGAAUAGCUUUGGUUCAAUGAAGAAUUCUCACAGACGAUGGAAUUAAUGGUGUUGUAUUGCAGAAUCUACACCCAUUUUACACUUAUCAGUAUUGAACGAUCUGUGAAUUUCUCUCUGUGCAGUCAUAGACAUGACAGUUAGAUGUAUAUGCAUGACUUGCUUUCACUAUUUAUUUUGUAAUAGUUCAGUCUUGUAUAUCUGUGAAUUUUUGGCUGUGUAGGAAGACACAAUAUCUGAGUUCCUUAAUUCAGAAGCAUUUGUUGUUUCAUUCCAUUUGCUACUGAAAUAAUGUAGCUAUAAUACAGAGAAGUUUAUUUUGUUGUGCACAUUUUAUGUGUUUGACAUCUUCUUUAUUAUUCAAGGAAAUGUGAAAAUAAUAAACUUAAGUGAAACAGAA
Molecule: messenger RNA, 2029 nt
Organism: Schistocerca gregaria
Lineage: Eukaryota; Metazoa; Arthropoda; Insecta; Orthoptera; Acrididae
Product: ATP-dependent RNA helicase p62-like
Exons: 14
Coding region: 59-1678 (539 amino acids)
Cellular component (GO): nucleus; cytoplasm; ribonucleoprotein complex
Molecular function (GO): ATP binding; RNA binding; RNA helicase activity
Source: RefSeq, a predicted model, not a curated record